AUGCCUGCAGGAGAGCACGAUAUUGCCAUGGUCUUCCACUUGGCAUACCAAAUCCUGGAAGAGCGGGACCGUAUGGGUGGUCAUGACAGGGUCUGUCGGUGUCACCAUCUUCAGGACGCCGUUAGGACGUUGAACAGAGGGCUGCGAUACGAGCCGGACAGUAGCUUGCUCAUGCAGCGAUUGGAGAAGAGAGAGCUGGAGUUGGCAAAGGACAGGAUAUACACGAUUUGA
Molecule: messenger RNA, 231 nt
Organism: Letharia columbiana
Lineage: Eukaryota; Fungi; Ascomycota; Lecanoromycetes; Lecanorales; Parmeliaceae
Exons: 1
Coding region: 1-231 (76 amino acids)
Source: RefSeq, a predicted model, not a curated record